Messenger RNA from Pyricularia oryzae 70-15, 610 nucleotides. RefSeq lists its product as uncharacterized. Bases 226 to 606 code for a protein of 126 amino acids. The record is from RefSeq and is a predicted model, not a curated record. The transcript has 2 exons. NCBI's taxonomy places the organism in Eukaryota, Fungi, Ascomycota, Sordariomycetes, Magnaporthales, Pyriculariaceae.
GGUAAACCUUUUUUGUUCAGGUCAAGAAUCGAAACACAAGACUCUCCCCAAUUCUCAACUUUUCUCUCCCCCGUUCAGUAUCUUCACCCAAGAUCACCACGCUCUCUAUACCAAACCUGUCUUGUCUGUUUCAUUGCCUCUUCAGAGCCAGCCCAGUUGACCAAAUCAAGUCCUGACAAGGCACACCCCCCCCCCAAAAGAACCAUCCCCCAAAGUUCCACAGAUAUGAGAAUCCCCGGCAUCACCACCGCUGCCGCCACCGUCGCGGCCCUCGCCGUACUGGGCCACGGCCUCGCGGUGCCGGAAGCGUCCAUCUCAGCGUCGACAUUCGCCGACCCACAGGCCGCGGGGCUGGCAUUCACGGAGCAGCCGGCAACCUCAAACUCAACCAUCACGGAGCUGGUGACCAGGGGCGAGCUUGCGGCGCUCGGGCCCAGCCGGAGAAGAAGAAAGGGCGCACGCAGACGGGCCAGGAAGCCAAAGAACAACAAAAUCUCAUGCUCCCCUCACCCAUGCGCGCUUGACUGCAACAGCAUUUUCACACUGGUCACGUUGGGUGUGGCCUGUGCCCUUUGCCAUAUCAUCACAGAUUGCCCGCCGAUUUGAUGGG